This is a messenger RNA of Amyelois transitella, 1152 nucleotides long. It is a transcript of the gene Rh5, whose product is annotated as opsin-3. The record is from RefSeq and is a predicted model, not a curated record. Gene Ontology annotation, molecular function: G protein-coupled receptor activity. Gene Ontology annotation, cellular component: membrane. Gene Ontology annotation, biological process: visual perception; G protein-coupled receptor signaling pathway. The transcript has 8 exons. NCBI's taxonomy places the organism in Eukaryota, Metazoa, Arthropoda, Insecta, Lepidoptera, Pyralidae. Bases 1 to 1152 code for a protein of 383 amino acids.
AUGGCGGACAACUAUACGGAUUACGAAAUAGGCCCCAUGGCUUUUCCUUUGAAAAUGGUUUCAAAGGAGGUCGUAGACCACAUGCUCGGCUGGAACAUCCCCGAAGAACACCAGGACUUGGUUCACGAGCACUGGCGCAACUUCCCGGCGGUCAGCAAGUAUUGGCACUACGUGUUGGCUCUCAUCUACACGGUGCUGAUGAUCACCUCCCUCACUGGGAACGGCAUCGUCAUCUGGAUAUUUGGGACUUCCAAAUCCCUACGGAGCGCCAGUAACAUGUUCGUAAUCAACUUAGCGGUGUUCGACCUGAUGAUGAUGUUGGAGAUGCCACUGCUCAUCAUCAACUCGUUCUACCAGCGGCUGGUGGGAUACCAGCUCGGCUGCGAUGUGUAUGCCGCCUUAGGAUCGCUGUCUGGCAUCGGGGGAGCCAUCACUAAUGCUGUCAUCGCUUAUGAUCGAUAUAAGACUAUCUCCAGCCCCCUGGACGGCAGGAUAAACAGGGUACAAGCUGGACUUCUCAUUGCCUUUACCUGGCUGUGGGCCUUACCUUUUACAAUCCUCCCAACUCUAAGAAUAUGGGGACGUUAUGUACCAGAGGGCUUCCUCACCACCUGCUCGUUUGACUACUUCACGGACGACCAGGACACCAAGGUGUUCGUGGCCUGCAUCUUCGUGUGGAGCUACUGCAUCCCCAUGUCGCUCAUCUGCUAUUUCUACUCGCAAUUGUUCGGUGCUGUGCGCCUUCACGAGCGAAUGCUUCAAGAGCAAGCGAAGAAGAUGAACGUGAAAUCCUUGGCCGCCAACAAGGAGGAUGCCGGCAAAAGCGUGGAGAUCAGGAUUGCUAAAGUUGCCUUCACUAUAUUCUUCCUCUUCAUAUGUGCGUGGACGCCGUAUGCUUUUGUCGCCAUGACUGGCGCUUUUGGGGACAGGGGUAUACUGACGCCUGUAGCGACAAUGAUUCCCGCCGUGUGCUGCAAAGUGGUGUCAUGCAUAGACCCGUGGGUUUAUGCCAUUAAUCACCCAAGAUACAGGGCUGAGCUGCAAAAGCGCCUCCCAUGGAUGGGCGUCCGGGAACAAGAUCCCGACAGCGUAUCGACUACCACCAGCGUUGUCACCGCGUCGGCGCAGACGCAGCCUCCAGCUGAGGCCUGA